GCGUAGCAGGAAGAACAGGUGCAGACCAACUCGCUGGGGAGAUCUUCGCGUCCCUUUCUCACUCGUAGUCAAGCAGCCGAAUUGCAGGAACGUGUUUCUUGCCACGAAUAUCGCCGAAACUUCUUUGACAAUUCCCCACGUGACCGCCGUAGUUGACGCCGGUUUCUCACGACAGGUGCAAUUCGAUCCGUCCACGGGGCUGCGUGGGUUGCGGACCGUCUGGGCAAGCCAAACCUCGGCCGAGCAGCGUCGCGGCCGCACUGGUAGAACCUGUUCUGGGGUUUGCUAUCGACUGUACCCCGAGAGCAUUUACCGAGAGGUGAUGCCAAGUAGGCAAGAUGCGCGUUCUUGUUCCACUCGGGAGCAGCGUAACGCAGUACUAUGCUCGGCAAAGUUUCUUCUCCGGCUGGAAAGUCUGCAUGAUUGGGUCUUUGCGGUGAAGCGACGAAAGCUUGGUGCGCGGAGCAUGCUGCGGCCGUCGCACUUUCCGCAGGCGCGGGCACGAAAAUCCGUUCAACCGAUGGCUCACGAAGCAGGCGGCGAGAAAUCUACAGGUACGUCCCGACCUGUGCCGCCGGUGGGAAAAAAUGAAGUUCUCGACCAGCGAUUUCCCUCCAGACUUUGCCGCGUGGCCAUGGAGCUCUUCACCACGCCACUGCGGGAAGCCCUCUUGCGUCCCCUAGUGUAUUACCAAUCGCUUGGCCUGCUGCAGCGCGUCGUGGGUGGACGAGUAGGAGAAGACGAUAGCGAGUGCACUUUGCGGAGCCGCCCGAAAACGAAACCAGUUCCUCCUGGAUAUAAAAGUGCGGGUAUCAUGACUGCCGAGGAUCACAAAUCGCAGAAGAUUAUAGCCGAGAAAAUAAAUAGCACUCUGUUCUCCACACAUUCGUCUAAGACCACAAACUUUCACGUUGAUUACCAGGUAACGCUGCUUGGACGUUUUUGCGCAACGCUGCCGUUGGAUCUUUCAGGAGCUCGCUUCCUGCACGUCGCCAUUUUACACAAGCACGUCGGGAUGGGGUUGCUGCUUGC
Messenger RNA from Amoebophrya sp. A120, 1032 nucleotides. The record is from the annotation of a GenBank genome assembly. NCBI's taxonomy places the organism in Eukaryota, Dinophyceae, Syndiniales, Amoebophryaceae.